CCGCACUCACGAAAUCCCUACACGUACGUAGGUUCUCCCCACGCUAAUCCUCUCUCCCCCCAGUCCCCACCCGCUUUCCCGUACCAUUUUCCCCAUCCAACACUUAAUUGGGGAACCAGGAUUCCUCACGUGCGAAGUUGAUUUGUAGUUUGAACACGUGGCUCAUUCAAAAAAGCCGGAAUAUUCAAGAGAUUUUUUCUUCUGGAUUUUAUUCAGAGGCGGCGCCAGCAUUAACGUAUGUGACAUUUUCAGUCUUUCUGCCAAAGGGGUUCGGGGGAAGACAAAAAGUACUUUUCUCCUGCUUUCUGCCCAAUCCGCCAUCGUUAGGAAAGGCUGAAUAAAUAAUUACGAAUUUAUUUUGCGCGAUAGACGGGGCGAGCGAGCGCGGUACAUUGAUAGGCUUCCUAUUAAAUAUAUCGAUAGCUAGCCUAAAUAGGGAAGCAUAGUCUACUCUGUUUUGUGAUAGUGCGUUUCACCAUAAGACUACAUCUGUAAGGAUAAAUCACCUUUUUCUGCAGAAGGGUUGGCAUUUUUUCCGCGCUUGACACCAUGAAUAAGCUCUAUAUCGGCAACUUGAGUGAAGAAGCGAGCCCGUUGGAGUUGGAAAGUAUCUUCGAGGAGUGGAAGAUCCCUUGCAGCGGCCCGUUUCUUGUGAAAACGGGUUAUGCGUUUGUGGAUUGCCCCGACGAGAAGGUGGCUAUGAAGGCCAUAGACAUUCUUUCAGGUAAAGUAGAACUUCAUGGAAAACUUCUAGAAGUGGAACAUUCUGUCCCUAAAAGACAAAGGAGCUGCAAGCUGCAGAUCCGGAACAUUCCGCCGCACAUGCAGUGGGAGGUGUUGGAUGGCUUGUUAGCUCAGUAUGGCACUGUGGAGACCUGUGAGCAAGUGAACACAGAGACGGAGACUGCCGUGGUCAACGUGAAGUAUGCUGUGAAGGACCAGGCCCGACUGGCUCUGGAGAAACUGAAUGGGUUCCUGAUGGAGAACUACGCCCUGAAGGUGUCCUACAUCCCGGACGAGACCGCAGUACAGGAGCCGCCCCCCGUGACGGGACGGCGCGGCUUUGCCCCCCGGGGCCCCCCCCGGCAGGGGUCGCCGGGGGCGGGCGCGCGGCCCAAGGUCCAGUCCGACGUCCCGCUGCGCAUGCUGGUACCCACGCAGUUUGUGGGGGCGAUCAUCGGCAAAGAGGGGGCCACCAUCCGCAAUAUCACCAAGCAGACGCAGUCCAAGAUCGAUAUUCACCGGAAGGAGAACGCGGGGGCCGCAGAGAAGCCUAUCACUGUGCACUCCACCCCGGACGGUUGUUCCGCUGCCUGCAGGACCAUCAUGGAGAUCAUGCAGAAGGAGGCACUGGACACCAAGUUUACUGAGGAAGUCCCCCUGAAGAUCCUGGCCCACAACAACUUCGUGGGCCGGUUGAUCGGGAAGGAGGGCCGGAACCUGAAGAAGAUCGAGCAGGACACCGACACCAAGAUCACCAUCUCACCUCUGCAGGACCUCACGCUCUACAACCCCGAGAGGACGAUCACGGUGAAGGGGACCAUCGAGGCCUGCGCCCGAGCUGAGGAGGAGGUGAUGAAGAAGAUCCGCGAGUCCUACGAGAACGACGUCGCUGCCAUGAACCUGCAGUCAAACCUCAUUCCUGGGCUGAACCUGAACGCCCUGGGGCUCUUCCCCUCCUCCUCGGCUGCUGUCACCCCCUCUGUGAUGGGCGGUCCCCCCCCGGGAGCCCAGGCAGCGUACCCCUCGUUCGGGCAGCAACCCGAGUCGGAGACCGUCCACCUCUUCAUCCCGGCACUGGCGGUGGGCGCCAUCAUCGGCAAGCAGGGCCAGCACAUCAAGCAGCUGUCCCGAUUCGCCGGCGCCUCCAUCAAGAUCGCCCCGGCCGAGGGACCCGAUGCUAAGCAGAGGAUGGUGAUCAUCGCCGGGCCUCCAGAGGCCCAGUUCAAGGCUCAGGGAAGGAUAUUUGGGAAGUUGAAAGAGGAAAACUUCUUUGGUCCCAAAGAGGAGGUGAAACUGGAAGCUCAUAUCAAGGUGCCGUCGUACGCUGCGGGGCGGGUGAUCGGCAAAGGGGGAAAAACGGUGAAUGAGCUGCAGAAUCUCACCAGCGCAGAGGUGGUGGUUCCCAGAGACCAGACGCCCGACGAGAACGAUCAAGUCGUAGUCAAAAUCACCGGUCACUUCUAUGCAAGUCAGCUUGCCCAGCGGAAAAUUCAGGAAAUCCUGUCCCAGGUGAAGAGGCAGCAGCAGCAGAAGCCGAUCUCUGGGGCUCAGCCACUGCUGCGAAGGAAGUAGGUGGGAUUUCAGCACGGACCCGCCCCCUCCCGCCUCCCGCGGGCUAAUCAGAGACCAGCGCCUCGUCUCCAUGGGGACUGAACACCUCUGACCUGGACAUGUCUCUGCGAGCCUGAGGGUAGCACUUUUGUUUUUGUUUUCGGUUUUUUUUUUUUUGGUCUUUAACACCAGAAAUUGGAAGAGAAACACGAUCCCCUUCACUUUGGUGUGCUACGGUCACCUCCUCACGUACUGACAGGUUCUGUUCGUUUGCGUUUCCUAAAGGGUGUGUUUGACGUGUUAAUGAAGCUUUC
Messenger RNA from Megalops cyprinoides (Indo-Pacific tarpon), 2588 nucleotides. It is a transcript of the gene igf2bp3, whose product is annotated as insulin-like growth factor 2 mRNA binding protein 3. Gene Ontology annotation, biological process: nervous system development; regulation of gene expression. The record is from RefSeq and is a predicted model, not a curated record. Gene Ontology annotation, cellular component: cytoplasm; nucleus; cytosol. Gene Ontology annotation, molecular function: mRNA 3'-UTR binding. Lineage: Eukaryota; Metazoa; Chordata; Actinopteri; Elopiformes; Megalopidae. Bases 550 to 2295 code for a protein of 581 amino acids. The transcript is spliced from 15 exons.